AUGUUCAAAAAAUUAAAACUGAAUCCAGAGAAAAGUGGUAGUGGGAGAUUAUUCCACGAACAGUGGACAGUGCAUUUUGGUGUACUUCAAAACAAUAAUAAAGUACUAUGUUGCUUGUGUAACGAAACAGUUGUAAGCCGUAGUUUUAAUGUUAAAAGACAUUUCGAGACAGUUAAUAAUAAUAUAUUUUCUCUAUCGGCUGAAGAAAAAUUAGAAUUGAUUUCUCAAAAAGUAAAAUUUUUUAGAAGUCAAUCAAACAAAUUUAAAGUGGCGUUCAAACAAAAUAAUAAUUUAUCAGCCGCUAGUUUUUCUGUGUCGCAUUGCAUUGCGCAGCAUGGUAAGCCACUUUCUGACGGAGAAUACUUAAAAGAAGUUUUUGUUAAGGCGUCUAACAUUUUGUUUCAUGAUUUUACUAAUAAAAAUGAAAUAAUAAAACGUAUUAACGAUUUGCCUGUUAGUAGAAAUACUGUAAAAGAUCGUAUUAUUUGUAUGAGUAAUGAUAUAACAGAUUUGGCUUUAGAAAACUAUUUUUCAAUCUGUCUUGACGAAAGUACAGAUGUAACUUCACAGGCGCGACUAGCAGUCUUUGUUAGGUUCAGUAGUGUUAAUAUUAUGAGGGAAGAAUUAGUAAAAUUAAUGACGAUUUCUACUAAAACAACUGGUCAAGAUAUUAUGAAUGUAGUACUUAAAGAAUUCGCCAAUUUAAAAAUAAAUAUAAAUAAUAUUGUUUCAAUAACUACGGAUGGUGCCCCUAAUAUGGUUGGCAAACACAAUGGAUUUGUUCAACUUUUUUCGAAAGAAAUUUCUCAUUCGUUAAUCAGAUUUAAUUGUUUAAUACAUCAAGAAGCGUUGUGUGCUAAAGACAGCUUGCAAUCGCUUCAAAAUGUAAUGGAAGUAGUUACAAAAGUUGUCAAUUUCAUUACAUCUCGUGCUUUAAAUAAUCGACAAUUUACUAAAUUAUUAGAUGAAGUUGAAUCACGAUACCCUGGCCUUUUAAUGUAUAACAGUGUUCGUUGGUUGAGUCGUGGUCAAGUUCUUCAUCGAUUUGUUGAAUUAUUAGAAGAAAUACGAUUAUUUUUAUUCGAAAAAUCUCAAGAUUAUCCAGAACUUAAAGAUUUAAAUUGGUUGAACGAUUUAAUGUUUUUCACUGAUUUUACUACAAUGUAUAAUGAAUUAAAUAAAAAACUUCAAGGGCACUUUCACAUAGUCUUAACAAUGUUUGAAAAUAUCAAAGGUUUUGAAAAAAAAAUUGAAAUUUAUUGUAAAGAUCUUAAAAAUGAAAAAUUUAAAUAUUUUCCACAUUUGAAAAAUCAUCUGAACAAUUCAUUACACUUUGCAGAUAGUCAGACUGACAUCAAAUGUAUAAUUAAAAAAUAUGUUAAUAUAUUAGAAAAUACAACUGAAUUAUUUUCUAAUAGAUUUUCACAGUUUCGAUGUCUAGAACCAACCUUUCAAUUUUUAAUAAAUCCAUAUACAAUUACAUAUGAUGAACUUGAUCUAUCUUUUUUUGAAUGGCUAAAUAUCGAAAACUUGGAAAUGGAUUUAAUAGAAUUUCAGGGAAAUGUAAUUUGGAGAAAUAAAUUUAUUAAUUUAAACAGCGAACUGGAAAAAUAUUAUUUUACAUCCAUGAAAAAAUUAGCACUUUCAUUAUUGACUAUGUUUGGUUCUACAUAUACAUGUGAGCAGCUAUUUUCCUCCAUGAAUUUUAUCAAAUCCACAUUGAGAAAUCGUCUUGGAACAAAUAUCAGUGCAGCAUGUAUUCAAUUAAAAUCUACAAAUUAUAAUCCCAGGAUUGAUUCGUUAGCUGGAAAUAUGCAGCAACAAAUUUCUCAUUAA
Molecule: messenger RNA, 1836 nt
Organism: Macrosiphum euphorbiae (potato aphid)
Lineage: Eukaryota; Metazoa; Arthropoda; Insecta; Hemiptera; Aphididae
Source: the annotation of a GenBank genome assembly